CCUUGCUAGCGCAACAAAUGUUGCAGAAUUCGGAAUUUCAAGUCGUGCCGUCUCUAUUUUGAAAAGUCUACAUUGCAUCCGUCGUAGACAUUAUCAGUGAUUAAAAAAAGAAACACAGAACCCCGCCGCCACGUCUCGAACCACAUGUAUCCCAUGUGAUUUGCAAGUUUAUUUUAUAUUCCAACUGAUUUAACUUUUAUAUUUACGUGAAAAAUUUCGCGCCCGUAUUUUUUUGCGAAGAAUUUCCAUCACCUAAUAUCCUACCUACUGACCUACCGAGAAGAAAACAAACCCGUCGCUAGCCAAAAGUAGCAAAGGCAACCUUCUCUCCCGAAACAUGACGAAACUCGUCCUAUCAACCGGGAACAUCGUCUCGGGAGGUCCCUCCAUAAUCCGCAAACCGGGCGCUUUCCGAUCGAACCUCGAACUCACAAACUCCCUUCGCAGCAACUUCCUCGCCGCGCAGGAGUACUACGCUGCCGAGGCCGAAGCAGCGGCGCACAACGGCAACGGGAACGGCGCCGGUAUCGGCAACGGCAAUGGCAACGUCAUCACCGGAGACAGGCGCAGGGUGCCCGCCUCGAUAUGGACGACCAGAGAGAAGGCUUCGCUAAAGAGGAAGGCCGGCGGUGGUGAUACCGCGAGGGACCCGCAGCAAGAACAAGACGAGCAAGACGAGGUUCUGUACGUGCCGCGCAUAGACUGGUUUGCGGCGGGGCUUCAGGAGGAGGCUUCACAAUACGACAUCACGGCGAAGUUGUUCUUCCUGCCGACGGCCCCCGUCGCGUCGCGUCGUCGUUAUGCCCGCGAAGCAUUGUCGCUCGUGUUGCGGGAGCUCGGUGUUCGGGCAGUUGAUCUGCUCAUAGUCUCGCUUCCUGGAAUGUCCUUUGAGGGAGACUGCGAGUGGGAGGCCGACAAGAAGAAUGGGGAGCAGGGUGACGAUGAGGAGGAGGCGGCGACGUGGCAGAUCGUUGAGGAUCUGCACAAGGAGGGCCUUGUCCAGCGGCUUGGUCUUUCCGAAUUUGGCAGCGAGAAGCUGGCCAGGUUCCUGGCCAGGAAGCCCACGAUCCGUCCUGCAGUGGACCAGAUAAACGUCAAGAACUGCUGUAGUGUGCCGCCGCCGCUAGCGAAGCUGGCCAAGGAGCAGAAGAUCGAGCUGUUGGUGCACAGUGACUGCACGGAUAUCCUACCGCAAGGCACGCUGCGCGAACUACUUGGACCGGGGAUCCGCGGAGCAGAGAUACUCGCUUCCGAAUCUGGCGGUGAUGAGGAAGAAUAUGAGGGUGGUCUCCUCAAGGGUGAGAUCACUCCCGAGUGGGUGAUCAAAUACACCGCAGUGGUCAGGGACCGCGGCGUCAUUGAAAACAAAGGCUAUUUCGCUGGGGCGGAGCUUCGCGAGACAUGAUUUUUUUUGGCUAGAGCUGGCCUGCCAAUGUUGCUCGGGGCUUCUUUUCUUUGCAUAAUGCCCAUAUUCAGGAUCCGGGUAGCGUGCGGUACUAUUUGGCUUCUUUUAUAACGAAAUAACGAGCGAGACUGUCGGACAUGUAGCACUCAAAUGCGUGAAAUCGCAAAUGCUGUUUUAAAAUAUGUGUUGUUCGAGGCUUGAGUAUAAUACGACAAUAGACUUCGCAUCAUUUAUCAUGGUCCAUCAUGUCACUUUUGUUUCUUCCCGUUCCUGUUUAGUUCUGUGGCCUUUUUCUUCGACAGGUUUCCAGAUCUCAUCCAAUCAUGCUUCUCUUGCGUCCCCUCAUCCGCACGUCCUCCAAUUUCCUCAGUACCGGCGUUGCUUGUUUGAAGCCCUCCUGGUAUCCCUUGAGGACUUGGUCAAAGACAACCUCGGCCUUAGGAUGCGUGCUUCCAAAUGCUCGCUCCAAGACAUAGAGGUCCACAGCCCUAUCCUCGUCUGAAACGCUCUGGCUCGCCAGACCAAAGUCGAUCACGACCACGUCGCCAUCCAGAAGCCUAUCCUCGGCCACCUCGCCCUGGUCCUUUGAAGGACGGAGCAUCAUGUUGCUUGUGGUCAAGUCACCAUGCACUACGCCAACGCGAUGUAUAGCCGCGACUGCGGUACCCAUCUUCCUCAUGAGCUUGACGAGCUGCUCGUCUUCCUGUAUCGCGGUCAAAGUGCCCAACCUUAUCCUCCGCUUCAGCCACUCGUUGAUGCUCACUCGCACCGGCACCCCCUCUAUCCACUCCAGCAUCAACCAUCCCGCCGCCUCGUCGAGCGCGUACACAGCCGGCACGCCAGCGGCGGUGCCAUCGCGCCUGCACUUGGACAGGAUGCGCGCCUCGGCGAGGAUGCGCUGGCGCGUCAGGCGGGCAUCCAGGAUCGGAUGUCGGUAUGGUUUCGACGGCCGGUGCUUGAGAGCACACGGCAAAUCCGGCCGCAAGUAUGUUGUCUUGUAUAGGCGGCCCUCGGCGCCUUGUGUAAUGAGUGUCGGUGGUGCACUGGCGGGGUGGGUAAGGAUCGUGGGCAAGGGGAAGGGGUAGGAUGAGGGGUCAGGACAAUUGGUUUGCGACCCCGCCAUCGCGAUCUUGGCGCCGGCCAGUUAGGGCUGUUUUUGACGGACGGUUCAGUUGAGGGUGAGUAGUAAUAUUUCGGUGGUGGCAAGUGAUAGGCCCGCUUCUGCGUUAUUUCUUGAUUUUCGCUAUUUUGUUU
Molecule: messenger RNA, 2659 nt
Organism: Pyricularia grisea
Lineage: Eukaryota; Fungi; Ascomycota; Sordariomycetes; Magnaporthales; Pyriculariaceae
Exons: 2
Coding region: 338-1405 (355 amino acids)
Biological process (GO): glutathione biosynthetic process
Cellular component (GO): glutamate-cysteine ligase complex
Molecular function (GO): glutamate-cysteine ligase catalytic subunit binding; enzyme regulator activity
Source: RefSeq, a predicted model, not a curated record